Molecule: messenger RNA, 2482 nt
Organism: Gossypium raimondii (Peruvian cotton)
Lineage: Eukaryota; Viridiplantae; Streptophyta; Magnoliopsida; Malvales; Malvaceae
Exons: 8
Coding region: 193-2190 (665 amino acids)
Biological process (GO): mitochondrion organization
Cellular component (GO): mitochondrion
Molecular function (GO): zinc ion binding; ATP hydrolysis activity; ATP binding
Source: RefSeq, a predicted model, not a curated record
ACAAACCCUACCAAAACCCUGAACCUUUCCUUCUUUCACUUUGCGUCUCUCUUUUUGCUUCCAGCAUUUUUCACCCACCAUGCAACUUCAGAAAUCUUGCUUUUAAAGCCAAUCCCUUUUGACAAGAAAAGCCUUAGAACCCCAAAUCCAAUCUCACAUUUAUUUUCUUUCCUGGGGGUGUUCAAAAAAAAAAUGGCAAAAACUUGUGCAAUGGGACUAAUCUCAGCUCUUGCAGCAGCUUCUGCAUCUUCUUCACUUUUAUCCCAAACCAAUCAAAACGUUGCUUUUGCUGAUGGACCCUUCAAUUUUCCUUUAUUUUCUUCUUCUUCUCCUUCCCCUUCCCCUUCCCCUUCAGGCUCUCCUCAGUCAUCUACUGGGCAACUACCAUCUCAGUCGUCUGCUUCACCGGCAUCUACGACUGAUAAGGAAGGUUCUGGGAAUGUUAAGGCUAGGAAUGAUAAUCCAAGGACGUCCUCUGCUGGGUUUGAUCCUGAGGCUUUGGAAAGAGGAGCCAAGGCUUUGAGGGAAAUCAGCAGUUCCUCUAAUGCGAAAAAGGCUUUUGAACUUAUGAAGAAGCAAGAAGAGACAAGGCAGGCAGAGUUGGCUGAAAGAGCUGCAGAAUUUAAGGCAAUGCAAGCCCAAGCUGAAACUGAAAGACAAAGGGUAAUAUAUGAUGAACAGAAGAAACUAACUCAGCAUCAAGCCCAAACAAAGUCACAGAUGGCUCGUUACGAGGAUGAAUUGGCAAGGAAGAGGAUGCAGGCAUGUAUCUAUAUAUACUUUUGCAUUCAUGAAAUAGCAGAAAACGAAUACCAAAGAGCCAGGAAUCAGGAGCUUGUAAAACUGCAAGAGGAAUCAGCAAUUAGACAGGAGCAGGCUCGAAGAGCUACAGAAGAACAGAUUCAAGCACAGCGUCGACAAACAGAGAGGGAGAAAGCUGAGAUCGAACGUGAAACAAUCAGAGUGAAAGCUAUGGCAGAAGCAGAAGGGAGAGCCCAUGAAGCAAAGCUUGCUGAAGAAGUCAAUAGGCGCAUGCUUGUAGAUCGUGCAAAUGCAGAAAGAGAGAAGUGGGUUGCUGCGAUUAAUACUACUUUUGAUCACAUUGGAGGUGGUUUGCGAGCCAUUUUGACAGAUCAAAACAAGCUGGUUGUGGCUGUUGGAGGAUUGACUGCUCUGGCAGCUGGUAUUUAUACUACCAGGGAAGGUGCGAGGGUGAUUUGGGGCUACGUAGAUAGAAUACUGGGGCAGCCAUCACUUAUCCGUGAAUCUUCCAGAGGGAAGUAUCCUUGGUCUGGCAUAUUUUCACGUGCUAUGAGCUCUCUACGCAAGGGGGAUAAAACGUCGUCAAAAAAUGGAAAUGGGUUUGGUGAGGUGAUUUUGCACCCUUCCCUUCAAAAACGAAUUCAGCAACUAUCGGGUGCAACUGCCAAUACAAAAGCUCACCAAGCACCGUUUAGGAAUAUGCUUUUCUAUGGCCCUCCUGGAACAGGAAAAACAAUGGCUGCAAGAGAACUGGCUGGAAAAUCUGGAUUAGAUUAUGCGUUGAUGACAGGUGGAGAUGUUGCUCCAUUGGGACCACAGGCAGUUACAAAGAUACACCAGUUAUUUGACUGGGCAAAGAAGUCCAAGAGAGGCUUGUUGCUGUUCAUUGAUGAAGCAGAUGCAUUUUUAUGCGAACGGAACAAAACCUACAUGAGUGAAGCUCAAAGAAGUGCACUCAAUGCUCUUCUUUUCCGAACAGGUGACCAGUCCAAGGACAUAGUCCUUGCUCUUGCUACAAACCGUCCUGGUGAUCUUGAUUCAGCUGUGGCCGAUCGCAUUGAUGAAGUACUGGAAUUCCCUUUGCCCGGGGAAGAUGAACGCUUCAAACUCCUAAAGCUCUAUCUAGACAAGUACAUAGCUCAGGCCGGUUCAAGAAAACCCGGUUUGCUUCAAAAUCUUUUCAAAAAGCAGCAGCAAAAGAUCGAGAUCAAAGGACUGACCGACGAUAUCUUAAGGGAAGCUGCAGCGAAGACUGAAGGAUUUUCCGGAAGGGAAAUAGCCAAACUGAUGGCGAGCGUUCAAGCAGCUGUUUAUGGAAGUGAGAACUGUGUGCUUGACCCGAGCCUAUUCCGGGAAGUGGUAGAUUAUAAGGUUGCAGAACAUCAACAAAGAAGGAAACUGGCUGGCGCGGAUGGAGAUGGCGCAUGAUUCAAUUACGGGUUUCUUCGGGGGUGAGUUUAGCUGAUUAGAAGGCCCGAUUUUUAGAGUAUAGGGCAUCGUGUUGUCAUUGUUUUCCCUCAUACAAUUGGGGUAGAGGUACAAAUAUAUAUUGAUGUUGAAGUUUUUAAUAGGUUAAAAUUUGUUUCCCAUAAAUCCUAUGGUUAUUCUAUACCAUAGCCUAUGUUAACCAGAUUCUUGUUUUCAUCUAGUAUGUGUCCAUUUACAUAUAACUAUCAAGUUUUGAAUUUUAUUAAAUUAAUUAUUAUUAUUUAAAAUUUAA